AUGGCCAAAGUUAGCAAAGACGUCUCUAGCUCCAGAAGCAAAUCCAGAAAGGCUUACUUCUCUGCCCCAUCUUCUAUCCGUCGUAAGUUCUUGAGUGCUCCUUUGUCUAAGGAAUUGCAAGAACAAUACGGUGUCAAGUCUUUGCCAGUCAGAGCUGACGAUUCUGUCAAGGUUGUCAGAGGUUCUAGAAAGGGUCAAGAAGGUAAGAUCUCUUCUUCUUACAGAUUGAAGUUCGCUAUCCAAGUUGAAAAAUUGGCCAAGGAAAAGUCCAACGGUACUUCUGUCCCAAUUAACAUUCACCCAUCUAAGGUUGUCAUCACCAAAUUGCACAUGGACAAGAACAGAAAGGAAUUGAUCCAAAGAAAAGGUGGUAAGGUUGAUGCUUAA
Molecule: messenger RNA, 387 nt
Organism: Saccharomycopsis crataegensis
Lineage: Eukaryota; Fungi; Ascomycota; Saccharomycetes; Ascoideales; Saccharomycopsidaceae
Product: uL24 family ribosomal protein
Exons: 2
Coding region: 1-387 (128 amino acids)
Biological process (GO): cytoplasmic translation; ribosomal large subunit biogenesis
Cellular component (GO): cytosolic large ribosomal subunit; ribosome
Molecular function (GO): structural constituent of ribosome; RNA binding
Source: RefSeq, a predicted model, not a curated record